AUGACACCCCCUCCCUACGAACCCUACCCUUACUCCCCCCUCAACCCCCUAACCCACGAAAUCCGUCUCCUCACGCUCUCCUACCCCCCAUCAACCAACCCAACCAACCCAACCAACCCAACCGACAGGUCCGACACUCUAACCCUCACCCUCACCACCACCCCCCUCACCCCCCCAUCCCCCAAUACCCCACCCCCCUCCUUCUCCGCCCUCUCCUACGUCUGGGGCGCCCCCUCCCCACCCACCACCUCCCCCCCAACCCUAACCAUCAACACCCACCCCGUCCCCGUGACCCCCAACCUCCACAGCGCCAUCACCCGCCUCGCUCGACAGAAAUGGACCGGCAACCUGUGGGUCGACGCGCUGUGUAUCAACCAGAUGGAUACGAAGGAGAAGAACUGGCAGGUGCCGAUGAUGAGUCGGAUUUAUACGGCUGCUGAGGAGGUGGUGGUUUGGUUGGGGCCGGAGGAUGAUAAGGGGGGGUUACAUGCGGUGAGGGAGUUGGGGGUGUUGUUUCGGGAGCAGGUUAGGGAGUAUAAAGGGGAUGGUGAUGGGGCUGGGGGAGGUGGGUUGGGGGAUACGAGAAGGUUGGUGGGGUUUGUGGACACUGUUAGGGGGUUUGCGUUGACGGGGGGUGAUGUUGGUGAGGGUGGUAGUGGUGAAGGGAAACCGAGGGUUGGGUUUGAUUUUGAGGCGAUCUGGAGGUUCUUCCGGGACCGGGCGUGGUGGAAGCGGGUGUGGAUUAUCCAGGAGGUCGUGCUGGCGCGGAAAGCGGUGAUGUUGUGUGGGGAAGACCCCGAGGGACGGGUGAGCUCCGUGGCGUGGGAGGAUGUGAGCGAGUGUAUUCGCCUUCCUGAAGGCGCUAUCCAGUCCACCGAUCCCCGAGACAGGAUCUACGGCCUUUUGGGGAUGAUACGGGCGCAAGACCGCAGCCGGAUUCCCGUCGAUUACUCCCCAGACAUGACUAUUGGAAAAGUCCUCUUUUCUGUCGCACAGGUUCUACUACACGAUCACGGACCGGACAUUCUGAGCUUCUGCCGCAAAACGUCUGGAGGGCUAGCUGCUAAAUCGCAGAAAGAUCUCCCUUCUUGGGUUCCGGACUGGACCGCGCCGCACUCCAUUCCGUUGAUCGGCGGGGUAUUCUUCGGCGAUGAUGCUGAGGCCAGGGCGCGCGGCAGUGCAUGUGGAAGUGCUAGUUGGCAAGAUUGGCCAUCCAGGAGCCGAAUUACCACUGCUGCGUAUGAUGAUCCGGUCAUCUCACUCCCGGGUAUCAUCAUUAGUAAAGUAAGAAGUGUUGGGCAAGAAUUCACCGAAGCGCCCGACUCGCCGAAAUAUCUCGAAGCUUGCCGAGCCUGGUUGAAUGAACUCGGUGAAAUGGCGAAAGGGGUGUCUGGGGAAGAAUUAUGGCGUGUACCCAUGGCCGAUAUGGGGUUGGUCAAACGGGCGGAUGCCGAAGGGACCAGUAAGUUUAAACACGGCUUUGAUGUUCUGACAGGCAAGGUAAUGCCCCCAACUGAAGUGACCGGUGAUGUUGAAAAGCAGGCGUGGAUGAUGAAGGAGUCAUGGGAUUACCGACGUGUUUGGAAACUCUACGGCCGUCGGGUGUUUGUUGAUGACAUCGGCCGUCCUGGAUUGGGGCCGGUUGAGGUAAAGGAGGGUGACAACAUUGCGGUCUUUGCUGGGGGGCACGUUCCAUUUCUUCUGAGUUCCGUACCUGAGGAGGGUACGGAACUGAGACACCAUCUCGUGGGUCCGACUUAUAUUUUCGGGUUGAUGGAUGGAGAAGCAACCGUGAAUGACCCUCCUUUCGGGGACAUACAGCUUCAAUAG
Messenger RNA from Dichotomopilus funicola, 1830 nucleotides. Its product is annotated as heterokaryon incompatibility protein-domain-containing protein. The record is from RefSeq and is a predicted model, not a curated record. Lineage: Eukaryota; Fungi; Ascomycota; Sordariomycetes; Sordariales; Chaetomiaceae. The transcript is spliced from 2 exons. The coding region runs from base 1 to 1830 and encodes 609 amino acids.